UUAGAUUCGACAUUAUGAAGACGGUGAUAAGUUUGUUUCACUCUGUUGCAUAGAAAAAUUAUUGUCUCUUCACUUUUGCGACAUGCGGUGGCACUGCAGACCAUGACUUUGAGAGUUCUCUGAGCUCCUCCUUUACAGCAUCAGAACAAGAGUAAAUGCGUUGAAGAGUGUAAAUAACCAAGGCUUAUAGUCCUUUCUGCGUCGUGAUGUCGGAUUGUAUCAAGAAAAAUCUGUUGACCUAUUUUAGUCUUUUUACACUAAAUAAAUUGCAAGACAUUUUGCUGCACAAUCAUGGAUAUUACAGUAUCCUAUGGCUUCUGGGUCGUUUUAUUUCUGUCUUUAUGGAAAUCUUCGCUUGGCCAAUUGUCCGUCUCCGAGGAGGUAAAUAAAGGAACUGUGUUCGGGAAUAUAGCAAAAGGCUAGCUGAAGGUCAGUGAUCAGGAACUAGAAUCACGCAUGUUUCAGAUAAUGCCUGGAUCAAAUGCAAAGUCUUUUGAUGUAAAUGUAAAAACGGACUCGCUGUUUGUCAAAGACCGGAUUGAUCGUGAGGAGUUGUGUGGCAGUAAUCAGAAAUGUACGUUGAAAUUAGAGGCUCUUGUUCAGAAUCCUCACAGACUUUACCGACUUGAAAUUAUAAUUGUGGAUGUGAACGACAAUUCUCUCUUUUUUUUUUCAGACAGCAAGCAUGUUGUCAAUGUUACAGAGAAUGCAGAUGAUUGGGAACGAUUUCCUCUUCCUAUUGCAAAAGAUCCAGAUGUUGGCAGCAAUUAUCUGAAAGACUACAAACUCAAUUUUUCUUUAGAUGUUAAUAGCGGGCAACAGAUGUUAGCUGAGUUAUUGCCACAGAACGCUUUAGACAGAGAGAAACAAGCUGUUAUCCACUUAAUACUCACUGCUAUUGACGGAGGAAAACCUCCUAAAUCUGGAACACUGAAAAUUGUUAUUGACGUCAUGGAUGUAAAUGAUAAUAAACCUAUUUUCACCAAAAGUUGUCGAUGAGAAUGACAAUGCUCCAGAAAUAGUCACUACUCUGUUGGAAAGUGUGAAAGAAGACACAACGUCAGGAACUGCUCUUGCCUUAAUUGCAGUGGCUGAUAAAGAUGGAGUUAAAAAUGGUAUUGUACACUGUGCACUGAAAGGCUUGGAUCUUUUCAAACUGGAGACGUCAUAUAACAAUUAUUAUUCUCUAGUGAUAGAUGGGCCUCUGGACAGAGAGAGUGUUUCUCUGUGUAACAUCACAAUUAUAGGUGCAGAUGAAGGAACUCCGCCUCUUUCCAGCAGCACUCUUAUAACUGUACAUAUCUCUAAUGUUAAUGACAAUGCUCCACAUUUCCCAGCUCCCGUUAUUGACGCUUUUCUAAGUGAGAAUGGUCAAGCUGGAGGUCUGGUGACAAAAGUGUUACAUAUUACGUUAUUUCUGGGACCAAUAGUUUGCUGGUUUUCGUGCAAGUCAGCAAGUCAUUGACAGAUUAUCCACCCCAUU
Messenger RNA from Cyprinus carpio (common carp), 1483 nucleotides. RefSeq names its product protocadherin gamma-A12. NCBI's taxonomy places the organism in Eukaryota, Metazoa, Chordata, Actinopteri, Cypriniformes, Cyprinidae. Gene Ontology annotation, cellular component: plasma membrane. Gene Ontology annotation, biological process: homophilic cell-cell adhesion. The record is from RefSeq and is a predicted model, not a curated record. Gene Ontology annotation, molecular function: calcium ion binding.